This is a messenger RNA of Emiliania huxleyi CCMP1516, 2064 nucleotides long. RefSeq lists its product as hypothetical. The record is from RefSeq and is a predicted model, not a curated record. The transcript has 6 exons. Bases 1 to 2064 code for a protein of 687 amino acids. NCBI's taxonomy places the organism in Eukaryota, Haptophyta, Isochrysidales, Noelaerhabdaceae. Gene Ontology annotation, molecular function: glycosyltransferase activity.
AUGCUGACCAUCCCCACCCUCUCGGCCGCGCACAAGAAGGGAGUCCACACCAUGCAGGCCAUCGGUCUUCUCGCCGACAUGGGCCACGAUGGCACCGCUGCGCACCGCGGGCAGGGCGUGCAGCGCGACAUGCCGGGCGUCGCUUGCAAUGUGACCGGCGGCGGCGGCCGCUGCGAGCAGCUCCAAUUUGGACGAUACACCGCCGUCGGCCAUUGCGACUGCGGCCCGCACGGUGUGUGCGAGCCGCUGACGGGAGAGUGCCUCUGCCAGUGGGGAUGGGCAGGCAAGCAGUGCGAGGUGGCCGCCUUCCCAGCGUGCGGACUGGGGGCGGAGCUCUCUCGCGCGCAGCUAGCCGCCUCGUGCGCCUCAAUGCGGCUGCUCUCGCCUGUCGCGUGCGCGUGCCUCGCACAGUGCCUCGAUGCCGGCCACGAAGCUCGGCUGACCACUCUCGGACGCUACCUCGCGGGCGGUCGCGCCUUUGACUCGUCGGCGCCCGCCGCUCCGGCAGAGCUCCCGGCGCGCAAGCACUUGCGCGGCGUGGCGGGCGGCACCCGCCAUGCGAACGCUGCACGUGCGGGCUCGUGCGAGGCGUCGUACCGCUGUGUCUGCGUCGACGGCGCCUUUGGUGACGGUUGCGAGAGCAUCUGCUCCAACGAUUGCUUCAACGGCUGCUCUGGCCACGGCACGUGCGUGCACGGCUGGUGCCAGUGCGACGCUGGCUGGUAUGGCGUCGACUGCUCGGACGCCGCGGGGCUCCAGCGCUCGGCUCUCUCCACCGACCCGAUGCAAUUCGGAGACGGGACGACCCGCGCGCAGCUGAGCGUGCUGCCGGUCACGCUGCGGCCGCACUUGCGUCGGCUCCGCCGAUCCGUCUACGUCUACCAGAUGCCGGCGUCGGUCAACCGCGCCGCCGAGGCGUGGAUGUGGAGGCAGUGGGGCAAGGACGCCGGCCGCGGCUGCGACCCGGUGCACAACCGGCGCAUUUACUCUGCCCAGUCCCACUUCGACGCCCACCUGCUGCACGAUGACUUCACGCGCACGCUCGACCCCAAGCGCGCGUCGCUCUUCUACGUGCCCCUCUUUCUCAACCAGCGCGUGCCGUGGGGCGCCGACCUCAACGCGUCGAUGAGCCGCGCGCUGCAGUACAUCCGCACCCGCCACCCGUGGUGGAACGCCUCCUCCGGCCGGGACCACGUGUGGUUCGUGUUUGGCGAGCGGCAGACCUGCCUCGUGCCGCCCGAGAUUGCAAAGGCCUCCAUCAUCGUCGGCCACUGGGGCGACGAGGACUGCAUGUCCCCCGACAAAGACGUUGUCGUGCCGACCAUCACACCCGUGCAGCACGACUACCCGCGUUUCGUCCAGGGGCGCGACGGCACCCAUUCGCUCCAGCGCUCGAUGAGGGGGUCGGCCGAGCUCCCCCUCGGCCGGUCGGGGCCGCUCGUCUUCUUCGCGGGCGGGAUCACCUCAUUUGGCGCGUCGCAGGACAACUUGCGCAAGGGCGGCAUUGACUCGCAGGAGAAGCAGGAGAAGUGGCUCAAGCGCGUGACUGCUGACCGCUGCGCGCGGCCAGACGUGUCGUGCCGCCAGGUCUACUCGAUGGGGGUGCGGCAGGCGAUCUGGCGGGAAAAGCUCUACGCGGAGCCGGACAUGCGGAUCGUGUCGGCCGGCGUGCCCGACUACUUCGACGUGGUCACCAAGGCGCGCUUCUGCAUCCACACCGAGGGGAACGGGUGGGGCGCGCGCGUGGUGGACUACAUGGCGAUGGAGUGCCUCCCUCUGAUGGUCAACGACCGGAUGAUCUUCCCGUAUGCCAACGUGCUGCCGUGGGAGGACUUUGCGAUCCACCUCCGCAAGGACCAGAUCCCCGCCCUCGCCGCCACUGUCCGCAACAUCUCGCAGCGCCGGCAGGAGGAGAUGCGCACCGCGCUGCGGCUCUACAAGGCGGGCUUCGUGUGGUGGCGGCCCGACGGCGCGGCCUACGAGUUCACGCUCGCGGCUCUCGGCCAGCGCGUCGAGCAGCUCGGGCUCGGCCGCGCCGCCAGGCAAGCCCGCGCGAGGAGCUGA